Molecule: messenger RNA, 381 nt
Organism: Trypanosoma rangeli
Lineage: Eukaryota; Euglenozoa; Kinetoplastea; Trypanosomatida; Trypanosomatidae
Product: ribosomal protein S6
Exons: 1
Coding region: 1-381 (126 amino acids)
Biological process (GO): maturation of SSU-rRNA; ribosome biogenesis; mRNA splicing, via spliceosome
Cellular component (GO): box C/D methylation guide snoRNP complex; small-subunit processome; nucleolus
Molecular function (GO): RNA binding
Source: RefSeq, a predicted model, not a curated record
AUGACGGCUGAGAUCAGUGAGAAGGCAUUUCCUCUUGCCGGGGACCGCUUGACGCAGACUAUCCUGGACCUAGUGCAAGAGGCCAGCAACGCGAAGAUGAUCAAGAAAGGGGCCAAUGAGGCCACCAAGGCUCUUAACCGAGGCAUUGCGGACCUGAUUGUGCUGGCGGGUGACACGAACCCCAUCGAAAUUCUUCUGCACCUUCCUUUGCUCUGUGAGGACAAGAACGUGCCGUACGUUUUUGUUCCUUCCAAGACGGCGUUAGGCCGGGCGGCUCAGGUCUCACGCAACGCGGUGGCCUUGGCGAUCCUGCAGUCAGAGAACAGCCCCAUCUCCGCCAAGGUUCAGGCAGUCAAGCUAGAGAUCGAGCGUCUUUUGUAA